AUGUUAGUUUAUAAUAAAUUUGGUAAAAUAGUUGAUGCCUCAAAAGUAAAAGUUAGAGUGGUUAAUGGUAUGAAAACACCAUGUAUAGAUGUAUGUUCAAUGGAUACAUCAUCAGGUUUUUGCAAAGGAUGCGCCAGAAAUAAACAAGAAAUAGGGAACUGGAGCAGCAUGACAAACGAACAAAGAGAUGAAACGAUAAAAGAAUUACCAGAAAGAAAAAAAUAUAUUGUAUUACCAAAAAUAAUAAGCUAUGAAGAAUAA
Dictyostelium purpureum is the source of this 261-nucleotide messenger RNA. RefSeq lists its product as uncharacterized. Bases 1 to 261 code for a protein of 86 amino acids. The record is from RefSeq and is a predicted model, not a curated record. The transcript is spliced from 2 exons. Lineage: Eukaryota; Evosea; Eumycetozoa; Dictyosteliales; Dictyosteliaceae.